AACACAUCGCAAAACCACGGGAGGAGCCAGUCGAGAGCCAGCCGAGAGCCAGCCGCACAGAUCAGGCUAACGUUGUAUGACCGGGCACAUUCUUCACAAGAACCCAGAGACUAGAACCCGGGUCCCUGCCGAGCCGAUCCCGGACAAGGUCGAGUGCAACCGAGGAAGCAGUGAGCACCGCAUCACGACCACAACAACAACAGCUGCCAACAUGGACCAUCGCCACACGCAGCAGAAAGCCGGCGAGCAGCAGCUCAGCGAACCGGAGGACAUGGAGAUGGAAGCUGGGGAAACAGACGACCCUCCAAGAAUCCCGGCCAACGCAGCGAUCAAUGGUAGUAACGUGGCCAUGGCAGAAGGACACAACACAGAGGACGACAUGGAGGAUGACGCCAGUUGGCGGUCAGAGGCGACUUUCCGCUUCGUGGUCGAGCGCUUUAGCCGCCUGAGUGAGUCCGUGCUCAGCCCAUCCUGCUUUAUCCGGAACCUUCCAUGGAAGAUAAUGGUGAUGCCGCGCUUCUACCCCGACCGGCCACACCAGAAGAGCGUGGGCUUCUUCCUGCAGUGUAACGCAGAGUCAGACUCCACGUCCUGGUCAUGCCACUCUCAGGCCAUGCUGAAGAUCAUCAACUACAAAGACGACGAGAAGUCCUUCAGCCGCAGGAUCAGUCACCUGUUCUUCCACAAAGAGAACGACUGGGGCUUCUCCAACUUCAUGUCCUGGAGUGACGUGACCGACCCAGAGAGGGGCUUCGUCGAUGAUGACAAAGUCGCAUUUGAAGUCUACGUCCAGGCCGAUGCCCCACAUGGAGUGGCAUGGGAUUCAAAGAAACACACCGGCUAUGUUGGGCUGAAGAACCAGGGAGCUACCUGCUACAUGAACAGCCUCCUACAGACGCUCUUCUUCACCAACCAGCUACGACUGGCGGUGUACAUGAUGCCCACGGAUGGAGACGACUCGUCUAAGAGCGUUCCCCUGGCUCUGCAGAGGGUUUUCUACGAGCUUCAGCACAGCGACAAACCCGUCGGCACCAAGAAACUCACCAAGUCCUUUGGAUGGGAAACACUAGAUAGCUUCAUGCAACAUGACGUACAGGAGCUGUGCAGAGUGCUCCUGGACAAUGUGGAGAACAAAAUGAAAGGCACCUGUGUUGAGGGAAAUAUCCCCGAUCUCUUCAGAGGAAAGAUGGUGUCGUAUAUCCAGUGUAAGCAUGUUGACUACCGGUCCGAUCGGAUAGAGGACUACUACGACAUCCAGCUUAGCAUAAAAGGAAAGAAGAACAUCAUUGACUCAUUCAAAGAUUACGUUGCAACUGAACAGUUAGACGGCGAAAACAAAUACGACGCAGGAGAGCACGGCCUGCAGGAAGCGGAGAAGGGGGUGAAGUUCCUCACCUUCCCUCCAAUCCUCCACCUGCAGCUGAUGAGGUUCAUGUAUGACCCGCAGACCGACCAAAACAUCAAGAUUAAUGACAGGUUUGAGUACAUGGAGAAGUUGCCCCUCGAUGAGUUCCUCCAGAAGACGGACUCCAAGGACCCGGCCAACUACAUCCUGCACGCCGUGCUGGUGCACAGCGGGGACAACCACGGCGGUCACUACGUCGUCUACCUGAACCCGAAAGGAGAAUUAAAAGUGAGCGACAAGGAACCAAUCUGGUGCAAGUUCGACGACGACGUGGUGUCGCGGUGCACCAAGGACGAGGCCAUAGAGAACAACUAUGGAGGUCACGAUGACGACCUCUCAGUGCGCCACUGCACCAACGCGUACAUGCUGGUCUACAUCCGCGAGUCCAAGCUCGGUGAGGUGCUCCUGCCCAUGUCUGACGUGGACAUCCCCCAGCAGCUGAUGGAGCGCCUGCAGGAGGAGAAACGGGUAGAGGCGCAGAAGAGGAAGGAGCGCCAAGAGGCUCACCUCUACAUGCAGGUCCAGAUCGUAACAGAGGACCAGUUCUGUGGUCACCAGGGCAACGACAUGUACGAUGAGGAGAAGGUGAAGUACACCGUCUUCAAGGUCCUGAAGAGCUCCACGCUGCAGGAGUUUGUCCAGACCCUCUCUCAGACCAUGGGUUUCCCACAGGACCAGAUGAGGCUGUGGCCCAUGCAGGCCCGGAGCAACGGAACCAAGCGACCCGCCAUGCUCGACUACGAGGCCGACUGCAGCAAGUCGAUGAUCGAUUUGAGCGACAACGAGAACCCCUGGACAAUAUUUCUGGAGACGGUGGAUCCAGAGAUGGCGGCCAGCGGGGCCACAUUACCCAAGUUCGACAAAGACCAUGAUGUCAUGUUGUUCUUGAAGAUGUAUGACCCCAAAAUCAGAAGCUUAAAUUAUUGUGGACAUAUCUACACACCUAUAUCAUGCAAAAUAAGAGACCUUCUACCAGUCAUGUGUGAGAGAGCUGGGUUUCAGCAGGAAACUAGCCUUAUCCUCUAUGAGGAAGUAAAGCCCAAUCUAACGGAGCGCAUACAGGACUAUGACGUCUCUCUGGACAAGGCUCUGGAUGAGCUCAUGGACGGGGACAUCAUCGUCUUCCAGAAGGACGACCCGGAGAACGACAGCAGCGAGCUGCCCACAGCCAAGGAGUAUUUCCGGGACCUCUACCACCGGGUGGACGUCAUCUUCUGUGACAAGACCAUCCCCAACGACCCGGGCUUCAUCGUCACGCUCUCCAACCGCAUGAACUAUUUCCAGGUGGCCAAGACGGUAGCACAGAGGUUGAACACGGAUCCAAUGAUGCUGCAGUUCUUCAAGUCACAGGGGUACAGGGACGGUCCAGGGAAUCCUCUCAGACACAACUAUGAGGGAACGCUGCGGGACCUGCUGCAAUUCUUCAAACCUCGGCAGCCCAAGAAACUCUACUAUCAGCAGUUAAAGAUGAAGAUUACAGACUUUGAGAACAGGAGGAGUUUUAAAUCCAUAUGGCUCAACAGCCAGUUCAGAGAGGAGGAGAUCACCCUCUACCCUGACAAGCACGGCUGUGUGCGGGACCUUUUGGAAGAAUGCAAAAACACUGUGGUGCUCUCUGAAAAAGGCUCCGAUAAGCUCAGGCUGUUAGAGAUAGUAAGCUAUAAAAUCAUCGGGGUUCACCAGGAGGACGAGCUGCUAGAAUGUUUAUCUCCGGCUGCCAGCCGCACCUUCAGAAUAGAGGAGCUUCCUUUGGACCAGGUGGACCUGGACAAGGACAGUGAAAUGCUAAUCCCCGUCGCUCACUUCCACAAGGAAGUCUUCGGCACCUUCGGGAUCCCCUUCUUGCUCAAGAUCAGACAGGGCGAGUUAUUUCGGGAGGUGAUGAGGAGGAUUCAGACCAUGCUGGAAAUCCAGGAGAAAGAAUUUGAGAAGUUCAAGUUUGCGAUUGUGAUGAUGGGGCGGCAUCAGUACAUCACUGAAGACGAGUAUGAGGUCAACCUGAAGGACUUUGAACCACAGCCAGGUAACAUGUCCCACCCGCGGCCCUGGCUCGGGUUGGACCACUUCAACAAGGCUCCAAAGAGAGGUCGCUACACCUACCUGGAGAAGGCAAUCAAGAUCCACAACUAAAAAGCAGCCCGCCCUUCCUCUUUGUCCUCCUCCAUCCUUCUCCUCUUCCUCCUGCUCCCCUCCCCCUUCUCACACACCAUAACCACAGACUAACCGACCGUGUGUGUGCGUGCGUGAGACUGUGCGUGAGACUGUGUGUGUGCGUAUGUGUGUGUUCAUCACUAAACACCCUGCCCGGACACUUCCACAGCGACACUACGUCUCCAGCGAUGUGGAUGAUUUGCAGCUGACAGAUUAUCCUUCAAAACACAAAAUAAACUGCACCAACCGCCUCCCGACUGUUGAUAAUGUUGUUUAUUUUCUUUUUUUUUACUGUGUCCCUCCAUGUUUGAGGCUGUUCCGUUCUUUUCCCGGCUUCUCUACCUGUUGACUGCCUGGGUUUAUUUUUUUGUUUUGUUGCCUGUCUGGAAGUAAAAUUGGAUUUUAAUAUAAAAUGAGCGGAGAGAGGAAGUGGAGCGCAGUGUGAAUAUAAGUAUAUACAUCUGUGUGUGUAUGUUUAUAUUAACGUCCAGACUUCCUCCUCCCACCACUCACCAGAGUUUGUUGCCCCGUCAGAUCUUUUUGGGGGUUGUUCUUAAAGUUGUUUGAAGAGGCGUCGUACCGCGGAGAGUUUGAUGGAAGGAUGUUUGCGAGGACUAACUGACAAAGAGGGGGAGACAUUUUGUUUUUUUGCAACUGAACUAUCCUGAGGCUCACUAGUUACCCCGAUGUGGUUCUUUACACUUUUUUUGUUUUGUUGCUCCCUUCCUUUUUUUUUUUUUAGUGCAACAAAGCAAGUGUUUCUGAGUUUACGCGCAAUUGUUUCUCACUUUAGUUUGGUUGGAGGAAAAAUGAAUUCAUUUUUUUGUUUUUGUCUCUUUCUGCAGAUCUUGUAUAAUAACAAUUCACAGCAUCUGUUUAAAAAUAAAUGGGGGAAGAAAAAAAACAAACAAGGAGGAUAUUUGUCUGUAUUUCAUCUUGCACAUCGGCACUUAAUGUCCGAGGUUUCUCAGGACGGACACACGUACAUUCUGCUUGUGGUCGAGUUGCUCCGUGACUUUAAAGGAACACAUGCAAGGACAUUACCCCCUUGACUUUCUCUUCCUGGUUUGUUUAUCGGGAGGGGGGCAGUUAAUGUCUUAAUCAGUCAUUCCUCCUCUAAACACAAACACGAGCUUGGCCAUCUUCUCUCUCCAGUGAGAUCUGUCGCCCCCUGGUGGUCGGAGGCAGUAACUGCGCUGUGCUUGCUAGAGAGCUGCAGAACACUAGUUUGAAGAUUGUGUAGAGACAAAACCAGCAUUGUAAGAAACUUUAAUCCCUAUGAAUUCAUUUUUCUUUUUUAAAGCACAGAUGGAAUGCUCCCCUAAUAGUGCAUAGCAGGAUCUGUAAAGACAACAUUUAAGAAUUGUAUAUUUAAAAAAAUAUGAACGUGUAAAAUUAAAAGAGAAACACGCCUUUUGUUGUUAGGUACAGAAGGAGCCAGGUGUUCAUAUUUCUUGUGUGUAGGGUUUUUCUUUUUCUUGCGUUCCUGAUGUAACAUUGACGAUUUUUUUCUGUUGCAUUUUGGAUUUUCUUUUUUCUUUUUUUCCCCCAAAACUAACUGCAUUGGUUUUGUCUUAUUAAAAAAAAAAAGUGCAGUGCAACGAUAACCUGCAGAAUCACACCGUUAAUUUGAUCUUUUCCAGUUUAAAAUCCUCAGUGUAGCAGCAGUGUACGACAACUAUUCCUGUAUAUUGCCUUUUUGCUGGAAAAUGUAUGUUGAAUAAAAUUUUCUAUAAAAACCCAAA
Messenger RNA from Pseudoliparis swirei, 5301 nucleotides. It is a transcript of the gene usp7, whose product is annotated as ubiquitin specific peptidase 7 (herpes virus-associated). Bases 77 to 3535 code for a protein of 1152 amino acids. Gene Ontology annotation, biological process: regulation of protein stability; protein deubiquitination. Gene Ontology annotation, molecular function: cysteine-type endopeptidase activity; cysteine-type deubiquitinase activity; protein binding. The record is from RefSeq and is a predicted model, not a curated record. Lineage: Eukaryota; Metazoa; Chordata; Actinopteri; Perciformes; Liparidae. Gene Ontology annotation, cellular component: nucleus; cytosol. The transcript is spliced from 32 exons.